Messenger RNA from Leptopilina boulardi, 749 nucleotides. RefSeq names its product histone H3. Gene Ontology annotation, molecular function: DNA binding; structural constituent of chromatin; protein heterodimerization activity. The coding region runs from base 29 to 439 and encodes 136 amino acids. The record is from RefSeq and is a predicted model, not a curated record. The transcript has a single exon. Gene Ontology annotation, cellular component: nucleosome. Lineage: Eukaryota; Metazoa; Arthropoda; Insecta; Hymenoptera; Figitidae.
UGUUAGUCUCCGAACUUACAGCAUCGUCAUGGCACGUACCAAGCAAACCGCUCGUAAAUCCACCGGUGGUAAGGCACCAAGGAAACAACUCGCCACCAAGGCCGCCAGAAAGAGCGCGCCUGCAACUGGUGGAGUGAAAAAACCCCAUCGUUACAGGCCAGGAACCGUCGCUCUCCGUGAGAUCCGUCGUUACCAGAAGAGCACUGAGCUCCUCAUCCGCAAGCUUCCUUUCCAACGUUUGGUCCGUGAGAUCGCUCAAGAUUUCAAGACCGACUUGCGUUUCCAGAGCUCUGCUGUGAUGGCUCUCCAGGAGGCUAGCGAGGCUUACCUCGUCGGUCUCUUCGAAGACACCAACUUGUGCGCCAUUCACGCCAAGAGAGUCACCAUCAUGCCAAAAGACAUCCAAUUGGCUCGUCGUAUCCGAGGAGAACGUGCUUAAAUUUUUUAUAACACCUUCCAAACACAAUCGGCCCUUUUCAGGGCCAACACAUUUUUUUACGUUGAAGUACUCUUGUUCGUUUCAGAUAUUUUUUUAUAGUUUGUCUACUUAUUUAGUUUCAUUUACUACACGCAACUUUUUAAAAUCAGUUGAGGAACUAUAGUAUCAGGCAGGGUAGUUUAUGGUAGUCAAAUAUAUUGGUUUUUUUCAGUAUAUUUAUUUAUUUCUUAUUUACUUAUAAUUUUAUAUUUUCAAUUUUUAUUAGUAUAUACUUACUCGUAAGAAACAGAAUUUUUUUUUGGUCAGGGAA